ACCAAAAAAACAAGAAAAUGUCAAAGCCAUUAAUUAUAAGCACUCAACUAGUAGUUUUAGCACUCAUCUUUAUUACAGUUAACUCAUCAGAAUCAUUACCAUAUCAUAAUAUAUUGAAUUAUGGAGCCAAAACAGAUGGCGAAACUGACUCGACCAAUGCAUUUCUUGCUGCUUGGAUUCAAGCCUGCAGCUCCAGCAAGCCGGCAACUCUCCAUGUACCGCCAGGGCGGUUCUUGCUACGAAACGUUGCGUUUAGAGGAAAAUGCAAGAAUAAUGCUAUUUUAAUACGUAUCGAGGGUACGAUUGUUGCCCCAUCGGAUUAUAGAGUCAUUGGACAUUCAGAAAAUUGGAUUUUAUUUGAGAAUGUUGAUGGAGUUACUGUUGUUGGUGGAUUGCUUGAUGGACAAGGUUCAGGUUUGUGGAAUUGUAAAGCCACUUCCAAGCAUUGCCCUGCUGGAGCCACGUCCCUAAGGUUCAGCAAUUCGAACAACAUAAAGAUAAAGGGACUAACAUCAAUAAAUAGUCAGAUGUUUAAUAUUGUGAUCCAUGGCUGCCACAAAGUCAAAUUGGCCGGAAUUAAAAUAUCUUCGCCUGGGAACAGCCCCAACACCGACGGAAUUCAUGUCCAAAUGUCGAGUUCUGUUUCAAUCGUCAACUCCAAAAUCGGAACCGGUGAUGACUGUAUAUCAGUUGGUCCUGCCACUAAUCAUUUGUGGAUUCAGAACAUUUCAUGUGGCCCUGGUCAUGGAAUAAGCAUUGGAAGUCUAGGGAGAGGAUUACAUGAGGAAGGUGUACAAAAUGUGACAGUUAAAACGGCCACAUUUACUGGUACUGAGAACGGGGUUAGAAUAAAGUCAUGGGCAAGGCCUAGCACUGGUUUUGCUAGGGACAUUCUUUUCCGAGAUAUUGUGAUGAAGUAUGUGCACAAUCCAAUUGUGAUUGAUCAAAAUUAUUGUCCUCACGAGAAAAAUUGCCCUCAUCACCAGGCAUCUGGAGUUAAAAUUAGUAACGUGAGGUACCAAAACAUCUACGGAACAUCAGCAACAGAAGUAGCAAUGAGAUUUAACUGCAGUAAAAAAGAUCCAUGCACAGGAAUUGAACUGGAGAAUGUAGACCUUACUUACAAAAAUCAACCAGCUGAUGCUUCUUGCACUAAUGCUGAUGGAACAUCUUCCGGGUCGGUCAACCCAGCAAGCUGCCUUCAAUUAUAA
Molecule: messenger RNA, 1211 nt
Organism: Mercurialis annua (annual mercury)
Lineage: Eukaryota; Viridiplantae; Streptophyta; Magnoliopsida; Malpighiales; Euphorbiaceae
Product: polygalacturonase-like
Exons: 4
Coding region: 18-1211 (397 amino acids)
Biological process (GO): carbohydrate metabolic process
Molecular function (GO): polygalacturonase activity
Source: RefSeq, a predicted model, not a curated record